AUGGAGUACGGGAGUCAACACCCGAUCAUGGACCACGCGACCUUAUCUGACUGCUGUCCAUGGCAAGCUGAGAGUCCUCAGCCUACUAUUCCACGAGAACAAUGGCCUGUUGAAGACGGUCUCCAGUGGGGAUCAGACCCCAGUUUCUGCUAUCAUGGAUUCUCUAAUCCCAUCGGCACUUGGACAGAAGAGCGCCUUGUGCAAAACCUGAUGCGAAACAUGGCCAGCUUUUGCAACAGUGUCGACAUUGGCUUCGACGUCUCCGAGAAAUUCAACGAACCACCCCAAAAACCCUCCAACGAUCCUCUACAACUUAAUGGCCUUUCUCUGCCCAUGUUCCAACCAUCCAUGGUUCCCCAUUAUGAAAGACUAUCCGAAACACCUUCCUCGUCAUCUUCACCUCCGCCUUUAUCACACCAAGCACAGCGAUCCUCGCCAGAUACUACUGUGUGCUCUCGAGCCAGCUGUUCAAAAGCCGAGAAUAGAUCCCAAAAGAAGAGAAAAUGUGUGCAAAAACCCGGACAGAAAUUAUGUCAUUGUCGGUCAGAGAAAAAGAGGAGGGAAAUAAUUGGACAGCGAUAUAAAGAGCUUUGUCACCUUGUGCCAGGACUUGAGAAACAUUCUUACACACGAAAGUAUGUUUUGGCAGAGGCUGCGAUAUGGAUCCAGAAUCUGCUUCAAGGGAACGAUGCUCUGGAAGCACAGCUGCAAGAAUUGAAGGAGCAAGAAAGGCUGAAUCAGCUGCGACUAUUUCCGGUCGAGGAGGAUGAACUUUAG
Penicillium salamii is the source of this 777-nucleotide messenger RNA. NCBI's taxonomy places the organism in Eukaryota, Fungi, Ascomycota, Eurotiomycetes, Eurotiales, Aspergillaceae. The record is from the annotation of a GenBank genome assembly.